Messenger RNA from Alternaria postmessia, 297 nucleotides. RefSeq lists its product as uncharacterized. The annotation marks the transcript as partial. The transcript has a single exon. Gene Ontology annotation, molecular function: 4 iron, 4 sulfur cluster binding. NCBI's taxonomy places the organism in Eukaryota, Fungi, Ascomycota, Dothideomycetes, Pleosporales, Pleosporaceae. The record is from RefSeq and is a predicted model, not a curated record.
UUCAUCAUUACCGAUGAAGAAUACCACAGCUUUUGCAGGCGACACAAGACUCAGACGUCACUCGUACCAGAGUCGAAUCGACUGAUGGCCAAGUCGUACUUGAUCCUCGACGAGUACCUGAGGUUUCUAGACCGCGACGGACGUCAGCCAUCUGAAUCUAUUCUUGACGUUGGGGUUGAGACAGCACUUCGGAGCGUGUACUGGGACGAGAAGGCUUUUAAGGACCGUGGGGGGGUGUACGACUGGACCAGGCCGGCCAGCACCUGCGGAAAAGAUGGGCAAGACCUACAGUGGUAA